AUGGGCUCCACAGUCAACACCUCUGCAGUCUUCCGUGGACCAGUGAAAUUUAGCAACUGCUCAGAGACCAAGGGAAUUCGCUAUGAAACUGACAACUUGGACUUCAAGGUGAGGACUGAUGGAACUAUCUACGCCACCCAAGAGGUGCAAAUCCCCUCGGAGCAGACAAUGUUUAUGGUGACAGCAUGGGACCUCCAGGCCUUAGAAAGAUGGGAAACAAUGGUCAGGUUACUGGUGGGAGACAAAUCGCAGCACAAGGGACAUAAGAAAGGGAAGAGGAACACAUCAGCAGACCUCCUGCAGCCGCCCAGCGACAUUCUCCUGCCGUGGCGCCAUCUUCAGAAUUCUCAUGGGUUGAGGCGGCAAAAACGAGACUGGGUCAUACCACCAAUCAAUGUGCCCGAAAACUCAAGAGGCCCCUUUCCUCAGCAGCUGGUUAGGAUUCGUUCAGAUAAGGACAGCGAGAUUCAUAUACGAUACAGCAUCACGGGAGUGGGUGCUGACCAGCCACCCAUGGAAGUCUUCAACAUUGACCCCGUGUCAGGUAGAAUGUAUGUGACCCGUCCGAUGGAUCGAGAAGAAAGAGCUUCCUACCACCUUAGAGCCCAUGCAGUAGAUAUGAAUGGAAACAAAGUGGAGAAUCCAAUCGACCUCUACAUCUAUGUCAUUGACAUGAAUGAUAACAGGCCCGAAUUCAUCAACCAAGUCUACAAUGGAUCUGUUGAUGAAGGAUCUAAACCAGGGACCUAUGUGAUGACAGUGACGGCGAAUGAUGCAGAUGACAGCACUACAGCCAAUGGGAUGGUGAGAUACCGGAUCGUGACUCAGACCCCACAGAGCCCAUCACAGAAUAUGUUUACCAUCAACAGCGAGACGGGGGACAUCGUAACGGUGGCUGCCGGACUCGACAGAGAGAAAGUUCAGCAAUACACAGUCAUCAUCCAGGCCACAGAUAUGGAAGGAAAUCUUAACUAUGGUCUCUCAAACACAGCAACAGCGAUCAUUAUGGUGACAGAUGUGAAUGACAACCCACCCGAAUUCACUGCCAGCACCUAUUCUGGUGAGGUCCCAGAAAACCGAGUGGAAGUCGUGGUCGCUAAUUUAACGGUGAUGGACAGAGAUCAGCCACAUUCGCCCAACUGGAAUGCUGUUUACCGGAUUAUCAGUGGAGACCCUUCUGGACAUUUCACCAUCAGGACCGAUCCUGUUACCAAUGAAGGCUUGGUUACGGUUGUGAGGGCAGUUGACUAUGAGAUGAACAGGGCUUUUAUGCUGACGGUGAUGGUGUCCAACCAAGCGCCUCUGGCCAGCGGCAUCCAGAUGUCAUUCCAGUCUACAGCAGGGGUCACCAUUUCAGUCACCGACGUCAACGAACCACCAUAUUUCCCUGCAAACCACAGGCUCAUUAGACUGGAGGAAGGAGUACCUACAGGGACGGCGCUGACAACCUUUUCAGCGGUGGAUCCUGAUCGUUUCAUGCAGCAAGCUGUAAGAUACUCUAAGCUGUCAGAUCCUGCAAACUGGCUGAACAUUAAUGCCACAAACGGUCAGAUCACCACCACCGCCGUCCUUGAUCGCGAGUCAGCCUAUAUUAAGAACAACGUCUACGAGGCCACGUUCCUCGCAGCUGACAAUGGUAUCCCUCCAGCCAGCGGCACUGGCACGCUGCAGAUUUAUCUAAUUGACAUCAACGAUAAUGCUCCCGAGCUCCUGCCAAAAGAGGCACAGAUCUGUGAAAAGCCAAACCUGAAUGUCAUCAACAUCACAGCCGCUGAUGCUGACAUCGAUCCAAAUGUUGGACCCUUUGUCUUCGAGCUGCCAAGUGUGCCAUCUGCCAUCAGAAAGAACUGGACCAUUACGCGGCUAAAUGGUGACUACGCCCAACUCAGCUUACGAAUCAUGUACUUGGAAGCUGGCGUGUAUGACGUGCCAAUCAUUGUGACAGAUUCUGGAAACCCUCCUCUAUUUAAUAUGUCCAUCAUUAAAGUCAAAGUGUGCCCAUGCGAUGAGAACGGAGACUGUACCACCAUCGGCGCUGUAGCUGCGGCUGGACUGGGAACUGGAGCUAUCAUCGCCAUCUUGAUAUGUAUCAUCAUUUUACUAAGCAUGGUUUUGCUCUUUGUGGUGUGGAUGAAGCGACGGGAAAAAGAGCGGCACACAAAGCAGCUCCUCAUUGACCCCGAGGAUGAUGUACGGGAUAAUAUUCUGAAGUACGACGAAGAAGGAGGGGGAGAAGAAGACCAGGAUUAUGAUUUAAGCCAACUUCAGCAGCCAGAGAGUAUGGAUCACGUUCUGAACAAGGCAAAUGGAGUCAGACGAGUAGACGAGAGACCAGUUGGUGCUGAGCCCCAAUAUCCUAUAAGGCCUGUAAUCCCCCAUCCUGGGGACAUUGGGGACUUUAUUAAUGAGGGCUUGAGAGCAGCAGAUAAUGACCCAACAGCCCCGCCCUAUGACUCCCUUCUCGUCUUUGACUACGAGGGCAGUGGUUCAACAGCGGGUUCCGUCAGCUCGCUUAACUCAUCAAGCUCCGGAGACCAAGAUUAUGACUACCUUAACGACUGGGGGCCAAGGUUCAAGAAACUGGCGGACAUGUACGGGGGAGGCGAGGAAGACUAAAAUGACCUCACUUUAUUGUUUUAGUACAAAAAAAAAAGAGGAAAGCUAUAGCAUUAGAAGAAGAGGAG
This is a messenger RNA of Eublepharis macularius, 2684 nucleotides long. It is a transcript of the gene CDH4, whose product is annotated as cadherin 4. Gene Ontology annotation, cellular component: catenin complex; adherens junction; plasma membrane. Lineage: Eukaryota; Metazoa; Chordata; Lepidosauria; Squamata; Eublepharidae. The record is from RefSeq and is a predicted model, not a curated record. The transcript has 15 exons. The coding region runs from base 1 to 2616 and encodes 871 amino acids. Gene Ontology annotation, molecular function: calcium ion binding; cadherin binding. Gene Ontology annotation, biological process: multicellular organism development; adherens junction organization; cell-cell junction assembly.